This is a messenger RNA of Lagopus leucura (white-tailed ptarmigan), 4316 nucleotides long. It is a transcript of the gene PCNP, whose product is annotated as PEST proteolytic signal containing nuclear protein. The coding region runs from base 27 to 563 and encodes 178 amino acids. The transcript has 5 exons. The record is from RefSeq and is a predicted model, not a curated record. NCBI's taxonomy places the organism in Eukaryota, Metazoa, Chordata, Aves, Galliformes, Phasianidae. Gene Ontology annotation, cellular component: nucleus. Gene Ontology annotation, biological process: proteasome-mediated ubiquitin-dependent protein catabolic process; protein ubiquitination.
UGCGCGGGAGGCGGAGGCGGGGGAAAAUGGCGGACGGCAGAGCGGAGGGGGAGAAGGCGAGGCGGCCGCCGCCCGCAGGAGGACCUGAAGAAGAGGCAGAAAAACCUGUGAAAACUAAGACUGUUUCUUCCAGUAAUGGAGGGGAAAGUUCGAGUCGCAGCGCAGAGAAACGGGCAGCUAAUGAAGAAGCUGAAGACUUUAUCACAAAGCCUGCCCCUGCCAAAAUGUCCAAGUUUGGAUUUUCCAUAGGCAGUCAGACAUCAAAGAAGGCAUCUGCAAUAUCCAUCAAACUAGCAGCAAAUAAGCCUAAAGAGCCCGUUCCAACCCUUGCUCCAAAAACCCUUUCUGUAGCAGCGGCUUUCAAUGAAGAUGAAGAUAGUGAACCAGAGGAAAUGCCUCCAGAAGCUAAGAUGCGUAUGAAGAACAUUGGAAGGGAUACACCAACCUCAGCAGGACCAAAUUCCUUCAAUAAAGGAAAGCAUGGGUUUUCCGACAACCAGAAGCUAUGGGAGCGAAAUAUAAAAUCUCAUCUUGGAAAUAUCCAUGACCAAGAGAAUAACUAAACAAUGUGGAUUGAGAUUUGGGUGUCUGGGGGGAGGGGAGGGUGUAACAUUAAAGGAACAGUCUCCUUUUUUAAGAAUGGUGUAAGACUAUCUUUGGAGCCACUUUUUUAAGAUUUUGAGUGGUACACUAAUAACUGAGUUUGAAAUUAGAGGUAAUUUAUGUUUUGUAUACAGAUCUCAAGGCGUUUGCUAAUUUUGUAGUUCCAUGUGAUUAGUUUCAAAAGGUUACAGAUAAUAAAGAAAUUGGAGUGGUACCUUUUUAAGAUUUUUUUUUUUUUUUUUUUUUUUUUUUUGUCAGUGAUUAAUUAAGGUGAAGGAAAAAGGUUACUGUCUCUUUAAUCAGGUUAACAUAGAGUGCUCUUGCAUUCUUAUUUCUGGCUCCCUCUUCCUAACAGGAGAAACAGUUGGCUCUUGGGAAUACUGCUAAAGAGUGAGCAUUGUCUUGUGCUAGAAGUGUUACUGGACUAUUCAUUUGAAUAAGAACUUAAACAGGAAACAUUAAGAACCUGGGUUUAUUUUUUUUCCCCUGCAGUUAACUUUUUGUUAAGUCUUUGCAAACUAGAAAUUAUGUUGCUCUGAGUGGCUCUGGUAACUUAGCUCUAAUUUUGUUUAAAACUUCAUGUAGGAUGUGUAACAUUCUGUGGCCUGUUUCACGCUGAGGAAAUGGGCCUUGUCUGUAUAUUAGAUACAGUCUGUAAAGAAUAUUCACUACAAGGAUAAGUCAGUAUUUUCAAUGUGCUCCUCUUAAGUCAUUAGCCUUCAGUAGUGCUUGUUAGCAUUUCCUUGUGAAUUAAAUAGAGACUAAUAUUAAAUGCAACAAUGAGUGGUACACAAAGGCCACCACCAGAAGGACAAGAUAAUGUACGUUAAGCUGCCCGUUUGGUUGAAAUAGUUUUCUUUACUAUGCCUAGAAGGAAUAAAAGCCACACCAAAAAUCAGUAACUCACUGCUUAAGUAUGAAAAAUCUUAAGAUGCACUUUCCCUGUCUUGCCAUGUAAAAAAAAAAAUGCCUUGAUGCCUGUGUCUUCAGUGGAUGCUAUCUGGUUUCAAAAAAAUCCUGGUUUUGCAGUCCUAAUGCGUGUAGUAUCAACUAGAAAUAAAACUCAUCCUCUUCCUGUCUGUCUGCCUUUUGCAGUAAUUUGGAAAAAUGGCAAAGUAACAGCUGCAACAAUAACAAAAAAGCUUGAAAAAACUUAAGGUUCUUUCUGAACUCCAAUUCCUGACAGCAUCAACAACUGCUUUCAUUUUAACCUGGAACUGAUGGUAGAGUUCGGUAUAUUAAUUGCUUUCAUCCUCUCUCUAAAGCCUUUCUUCAUGUUAAAUUUAAACCUGCAAGUGCAGAAAGGAAAGUGCAUCUUCAGUUGUAUUUUUUUUAUUUUAUUUUAGGAAAGCUCUGACCACUUAGACUUUUGAGUUUGUAUGUUCUAAAAAAAUAUUUUUUGUAUUUUUGUAUUGUAUGUGUAAUCUUUUUUCUUUUGAAGUCUGAUGCAGUUGAAUACCUGUAACUAUUUUCUUUAAAGGCCUUGUUAUAAACGUAACAUAAAAACGUAUACAUUAUUUUUUUUUCCAUAGCAGAAAUCUUUGGUUUAUUUAAAACAAAGAAACAAACAAAACAACAACAGAUAACCCAACCUGGGUGCUAUUGGAGCUUGGCAAGGCAAAAAGAAGCAUUUGCGUUUCACUUACUUACUACAUGUGGUUGUAUUUGUCCAAAGAAAUCCUUGAAGAUAGUAGGUAUUUUUAGUGAGUGGCUGUUUUAUCUUGCUUCUUAGCAGUUACUGGAUACAUUCUUGUUUUCUUCUCUUAGGAGAAAGCUAAAGGGGAUUUGGAAUAAGAGGGUAACAGCAAGACCUAUUCUUUCUUAAUUAACCCUGCUGUCUACCACGUCUUCCACUUCUUUGCCUGCAGCAGGUAUUGAUUUCAACAGUUUCCUGGUACUUAGAGGCAGAGCAGCACACUUGCUAGGAUGUAGCUUUUGUGGAAGUCAGAUAACAGUUUUAUAUUUGUCUGAUUUACUUCCGUGGUCAGUAAAUGUAAUUCCAGUCUGUGUGAGAGACUGCAAUAACUAAUAGAUCUGAAUUGAAGGUAAGCCGAAAUUCUGUCUCUCAAGUUCCUUCUCAGUGCUGUGUGGAAGAAAAUCAAAUCAAGAUUGCCUAAAUCCACUUGGGACUGAAUGUCUGACAGGCUCGAUCUAGUAGUUACAAAGGUGUCUGUUGUCUGAUGCAAAGAAGAACUGAUCUGAGAAGUAUGGUUGAGGAGAAUGUUAGCUGGAACUUCCACUUGGAGUUCUGGGCUUCCUCUGCAAUAUUCAUUGUCUGAAUAUAGUAGUAAUAAAGGGGAAGGCUAUAUAUUUCAGGGAUUCUGUUUGUUUUUUGGUAAGAAUAUUAAAGAAUUCUAAAAUUAAUUGUGAACUACCUGAUUUAGCUGUCCGAAGUUCUUCAAGGGCAUUUGCAGAGAAUUUAGCUGCCUUGUAGGGAGAUGUGGUUGACUGUCAGUAGUUGAAAUGUGUUAUCCACACAACGUACACUUUUAACUCAGAAGGCUUAUGCUUGCUUAGCAGUAAAGCUUUACUUAGCACCUGAGAAGCUUGUAAAACAUUUAAGAUGUAAGGUGAAGGCAGAAAUAAUUAUCCGGUAACCUUUUCCAUGCCUAAACCGCAUUUGAACCUGCUUUGUGGCUGGGAUGUUGGUGUAUCCAAGCUCAUUUAACACUAAUUAUACAAAAGAUAAUGAGUGUAGGCAGCUACUGGUAGCGUUUCAAGUGUUGCUGGUGCAGCCCCUCAGUCUCGAUUUCAUUCCUUUGAAAAUGUGAGAAGCGUACUGUCCAGAUUCUCAGAAUCUAUAUUUAAUCAAGCAGAAGGAAGUAUGAAGCUGUCUGUCUGUAAGGUAACAGAUGAUGCUCUUUUAAUUUUGUCUGUUUACUUCCUUGUAGUAGGUUACGUAACUACGGCACUCAGACAACUUUGGCAAAAGCAGAUGUUAUGUCAUGGCAUCCUCACCCUGGCAGCAGACACAGUUGCAUUCAGGCCUGUUGUACUUCAUCUCUGCUAGGCCUGUGAUUCUUAGAGCACCUCCUUGUCAGAACUGACAUGGCUGUGCUGAGUUCUGUAUGCUGCAAGUGCUUUUGUCAAAGCUUGGGUUGUGAGGAAGCCCAGAAGCUUUUACUGCCUAACAGAGUUCUUUCACUCUGAUACGUGUUUGAAUCUUAAAAACGACACUGUGUUUACUUCGGAAAGCUACUUGUUAAAUAACAAGCCAUUGCUUCUGGGUGGAGGCAUGGAUAUCUAUACAAUUAGAAGCAUGAGCUUCAGGUUACAUUUUAACCUUAAUGUAGAACUUAUUAAAUGUCUGUGAAUUUCCAUUUCUAAAUUAAAGAGUGAUAGGAGCCCGAGCAGAUUUAGGAACCAAGUAAACCUUUAAAAUUUAGCGUGCAUUCAUUCUGCAGUAUAAAUAGAUAUGUGCCAGCUUCCCUUCAGGGUAGGUAGAGUAGGUAAGGGUGGCAGUGACUGCCACAGCUAGCAACUGCAAUAUAAACUAUCUGAUAAAGUUGUGUGCAGUGAGAUCUUGAAAACCUUUGCUCAUCUUUGACCUCAGAGCUCAUGCCUCAUGCCAUUUCUUAAAUUCAGUUCCUUGGAUUUCAUAGUGAAACAGAUGCUGAAAUUUCAGGCCGUGAGCCUAUGUUAAUACUUUCCUUGAAGUACAAAUAUAUUAAUCUAAGGCAAUGCAAGUCAUAAUAAAAAUACAGUUCUCCUUU